Molecule: messenger RNA, 1139 nt
Organism: Solanum tuberosum (potato)
Lineage: Eukaryota; Viridiplantae; Streptophyta; Magnoliopsida; Solanales; Solanaceae
Exons: 3
Coding region: 283-744 (153 amino acids)
Source: RefSeq, a predicted model, not a curated record
AUAAUUUUGUCUUUAUAUUUCUUUCCAACUAGGUAUAAAGCUACCUAGUUUGAGCUGUGAUUUUCAAUAAAAUUGGAGUCAUAUGUCUGUCUGUUUCUUUCAUCACAUGAAACUAUAGAAUAUAUAAAGUCCUUAAUAUUGGGGCUUAAUCUUUCUCAAGAUUAAAUUCUCUUUCAAAUUUAUGUUUAUUCAUCACAUUCUUAUUUCCAAGUAGAUAACAUCACAGAGCAAGAUUCAAGUGAGUAUUCAUAUAGCCGACCCCAACUUGGUUGAUAUUGAUCAAUGAAACAAGUGGAUACGAAUAUGAGUGAGCUUGGUUCAGAAAGAUCAAAUCCAUGGAACAAUAUUCACACAAGUUCAGAACCUAGUCCUUCCCAAACACAAGUAAACAGAGAAGGACAAUGGAAGAAUUUCGGGACAUCAAUGGAUGCUAUUUCUUUUGGCUUUGUUGCUACAGCUAUACUCAUAUCCAUGUUUCUCAUCAUGGCCAUAUUUGAACAUCUCUUCAAGCCUAGCCCCCCUUUCUCUUCGCCUCUAGGUAGUAGUAGACACAGUUCCUUGGGGUUGGGGCCUCUUCAGAAACGCGCAAAUUCACAAACAGUACCAACGCGAUAUUCAUCGGAUUAUACAGUUGUGAUGCCAGGACAACAGUAUCCUACCUUCAUUGCCAAGCCAACUCCACUGGCUUGUCCAAGGGAAGGGGUUUAUUGGCCUUCCCAUGAGCAUAGUUUUCCCUUCUCUUAAUGAUCCUAAAAGACUAAUUAUUGUAUUAUCAUAUUUAUGAAUCCUAAUGUGACCAUCAAAAAAGUUCACCAAUUGCAGAAUCUAUUACUCUCUCACCAUGCUCAAACCUGUAAAAUUAGCUGUCCGGCGAAAACUGAAGUUUUGCACAUUGGGAAGAAGGAAAAUGAGAGGGUGACAUUCAUUGUUUUUGUGUGAUAUAUUUGUUUUUUUGCUUUGUAUAUUGACUGAGUUCCCCUCUUUCUGUAUUGUCUUUUCCAAUAUGUGAGAUGUGGGGAUGGUCUGGGAAGUUCAGUAGGUUAAGUUUUUAGUUUGUUGCUUUGAAGUAAGCUUAUUUUACCAUGUAUUGCUUUACCAGUCUUUUGACUAUUGAGCUAUGCACUUCUUUCUACUUCCCG